Messenger RNA from Clonostachys solani, 819 nucleotides. NCBI's taxonomy places the organism in Eukaryota, Fungi, Ascomycota, Sordariomycetes, Hypocreales, Bionectriaceae. The record is from the annotation of a GenBank genome assembly.
AUGUCUCAACCACACGCUGAACCGACGUCACCAGCGCCGGCGCCAGCAGCCAGGAAGCCGUCCACCAUCCCGUUCCUCUACCGGCUCCCGCUGCUCUACAUCGAGCCCCUGUGCGCGCUCAACGGCGCAUACCUGCUCUACCUCAAGCCCCGGAGCUUCCUCGAGGCCGUUUCCCCCCACCACGAGACGCACUUCCCCUCCGCGGCGUCGUCGUCGUCCGUCGUCGCCAACGCAUCCAAGAUCCUCAAGGCGGCGACGUCCUCCUCCAAGGCGGCGGCGCCCGCCCCGCUGCCGAGCCUGGCCUCGGUCCGCGUCCUGACCGACAUGCUGGCCGGCAUGAACCUCCUCUUCGCCUUCAACCUCGCCAUCACCCUGCGCGUGGCCGGCAACGACCACCGGCUGUGGCGGGUCCUCUGCUCGGGCAUGCUCCUCUCGGACGCCAUGCACGUGUACGCGACCGUGAGGGAGUUUGGCUGGCCGGCCGUGCUCGACUACUCGUCGUGGCGGACCAUCGACUGGCUCAACUUUGGCAUCAUGGGCUGCAUGACCGUCGUCAGGAUGGGCGUUGUUGCCGGGAUCGGGCUCGGCAAGGGUAGCAGCAGCAGCAGCAAGAGCAAGAGCAGCAAGAAGAGCAGCAGCAGCAGCACCACCACCACCGCCGCCGCCGCCCCCAGCACCGCCGCUCCCGCUGUUAGCGAACCACCCAGCGACAAGAAUGCUGCCGCUCCUAGUGUCACAAAGAAGGCCAAGACUACCAAGGUCGGCAAGAAGACCGCUGGUCGCGCAAAGAAGGCUGAAUCGGUGACUGGAAAGCAAUAG